Messenger RNA from Ooceraea biroi (clonal raider ant), 4780 nucleotides. RefSeq lists its product as uncharacterized. The record is from RefSeq and is a predicted model, not a curated record. NCBI's taxonomy places the organism in Eukaryota, Metazoa, Arthropoda, Insecta, Hymenoptera, Formicidae.
UGCCGGUGACUGUACACCAGCCCGACCGGAGACUCGGAGAGGAGUUGGUCAGUCAGUCAGUUACUCGACAGUCGGCGAGUCGCUCUCGGUUGCGUUGCGCCAUCGCACGGUUGCUUCAUUGUCCUCUUUUCUUUUCUUUCAUCUUCCUUUUUUUUCUCUUCUUCUCUCUCAUUCUGUGCGGUGCUUCAAUUUGGUGAUCCGGAGAUCUGAUCGCAAGGAUUUGCUGCCACGCCGUUCGCCAACGGAAUUCGGAAUAUCGGAGUUUCCAGAGUGCUGCGAAAACUGCGGAAUGCGCCACGCCGGGUGUGCGCGUCUCUAAAGACUUGAGAAGAACAUGAUGUCUCAAUCUGUCAAGCGCGUGUCUACAACCUAAUACCGUGGUGAUGAUGUAACGGGACUUUCGCUGUCGCUGGUGAGGCAACAAUGUCCACACAAUGCAAUCGUUUUGUACAAAACGCCUGGAAGAAGGAGCUCUGCUCGAAUUGCUUUAAGCUGAAAGAGGAACAUGUGGUGGUCGACGAUGUCUUGCGACUAAAUGUCGAGAAGGCGUCGACGAACUUAAAGAUUGAUCAUUUACAAAUACAGAGUAUUCUUCGAGGCAAAGCGGUUUGUCGGAAGGAUCAGCGGAAGAAGAACGUCGGUUUUCCGGAGUCCCUUACCGAGGUGAUCGGUUACGGUGGCGAUGACUUGUCCGACGACGAGGAAGAUAAGAAUAAUUCACAGGUCGAUUCGUCCAUGAAACCGGAAGAUCUAGUGCCGGACAGCGAAGAGGAACGCGCGCUAUUUGAUCUGACGCGCGCGAACACUAACUUUAAUACGAUCACCGCGAAUUUGACGGAUCUCCAGAGCAAUGGACCAAACGACGCGACCAAAUCAACAACGGCGAUAUCGCCUGCCAAGUCGUUUGCUUCCUUGAUGCUGGGGAAGAUACAACGAGACGCCGAUGGUAGAAAGACGACCCUUCUAGUGUCUGUGACGCCCUUCGGUGGAGACGAAUCUGUACCCGCUGCUAAGAGACCUGUUGAUCGAAAGAUCAAUGCAAAUAAUCUGCAGACCAGCCCAUUCAAAUGCAAGUCCAAUGAUGGAGAUUUAUCAGAUAACACAACUGAAAUUACGAAGAAGAAGCUUAAUGAAACAGAUCGGAAAAAGAUCGAUGAACAAGAGUCUCCACUGAAACUAGGAAAAAUCGUGGAUCUGCCACUGAUCACCUCUGCCAGCAUGAUAUCCAUUAUGCGAAAAGAAAAUCCAGCUACUGCAAACGCAGAAAACACGAUUGAAACGACAACGCAAAAGUACUCGGCCACUUGCAAAUCCGAUAAGAAAAACACCGCGAACGUUCCCCUAAACGACAUUUCGGAAAUGAAAAAGACCGAGAUUGAGUUGCCAUCAAGGAUAGCCUCGCAGUCUGUAUCAAAUAAUGACAUUGGAGAGAAUGAUUGCAUAAAGUGUACGGCUGCGAGGACAAGCGAAUGUCUGAAACAUAAAGACGAAAAGCUCGAGAUCGUUUCGGCAUCUCUGAAGAACGAGGAGACAUCGGAAAAUGAUCGUACGGUGAUCGGUAACGACAAAAACAACGGUAUCAUUGACAACGGGAAAACGUCGUCGUCACUGCAAACGCGCGAAGGUGUGGCGGAAAGGAAAUUCUGUUUCGAGAGCAGUCGGGAACUUGCGGGCGAGCCAGAUGGCAAAGCGGACGAAGAAGAAAUGUCGGAACCGCCGCCUCCGGCGUUGCCCACGAGUCCACCACCGAGCACCGAACCAAGAGCUUCUUUCUUGCACGGUAGUGUUAACAUCGACACGAAACCGAGGCCCGUCGUACCACAGAAACCUAUGACCUUUUCCGCAAAGACGAGCCUGAAUAGCGACGCUCCGCUCACCGCAAGGAAAAUUCCUAAUGGCGAUUACGUGCUACCACCACCGUCGGUGCAAAAUGUUGCUGGCAAAUCCGUUCAGAGUUCAAGUAUGAGGCAAGAGAUAAGUGGUCAACGUUUAAUAAAGAAGAACGUUUCAAACGAAAUUUCGCCUGAAGAAACUGAUCGAACUUCUUCGAUCACAUCCUACAAUUUGGAAUCGGAAAGUCAAACAAGAUCAUUAUUGAAUCCCACUGUCUCAUCACUGCCUAUUUCCGUAAACGUACAACCAGCUUUGUCGAGUCCCUCAAGGAAUUUCCCAGCGGAAAAUGGAGAGACGGAUGAGAACAUCGCGCCAGACGAAGAGUUCCCGGAAGUGACUCCCGUUUCCGUCUCGACGAUGGAGCUCGUGCGCUCCCCAAACAAGAGGAGAAUGGCUCCACGACCACCCGAGGCCACGGAGGACUCGUUGCCGGCUUCUUCUUUAUUCGCCAGAAAUCCAGGAGCCACUUUGAAAUCCGAUUCUCCGGUGGUGCGUGAGAAAGAAAAGCGAGAAAGGUCAUCCUCGUGCAGUCCAAAGUUCCGCAAGGCGGCGGUUUGCGACGCACCAGAUCCGACGAACACGAGCACCAAACAACCAACUGAAUCCGCAAAUUCUAGACGAACGAUAUCCUUGUCGCAGGACAGCUUGACCAUCGAAAAAACUGAGGUGCGCGAGGGGAAGAAAAGGGGCAGAAACCGAAGAGGUUUUUCCCUAAAGAGAUUUCUCAGAAUGGGCACGAGGAAAGAUAUGGAUAUGCUGAAUAAUCAAACGUCAGGCGCGAAGACUGAUGAGAUACCAUCGACGCCGCAGCCAAAGCCACGAUUGGAGAUCAUUCAUCCACUGGAGUUGGACGGCGCCGCGGUCCAAGUAGUAGGUAACGAUCGAAUCGCUUCCGGCAGAAUCGGCGAGGACCAGACGGAUACCUGUGCCGUGAAAAGUGACGGAUCGAGAACGCGGUUACCAUCCGCACCACCAUCCGCACCACCAUCCGCACCACCAUCCGCACCACCAUCCGCGGCGAGACCCGGAAAACCACCGCCGCCACCCAGAAACCAAUCCUUGGAAGAUUGGUCGCGACUGGAGGCAAACAAACCAGUUAGACCACCGCCGCCUCGCGCGGAGAUCAAACUGAACGCCGCCGUUUCGUCCAGGCACGACAAGGUGCCUUCGAAAGCCACAUGGAGGCCGACGGCCGCAACGACCUCGGACACGAUUUACGCGAAUCUGGCAGCGGAGGAUGUUACAGGUGAGGUACGCAGUACCCUGGCUCCUUCAAAACCCCAACGAACUGCCAGUAUGAGAGAUCGAGCUGUUUCCCAACCCGUUCCAAGAAGAACGCAUGAUGCAUUAGCCGAGGAUCAUCAGCGUCAUCAGGAUUAUGACGGAGGGCUCGCAGCUACUAUACGAACCACUGCCGACUCACCGACCUCUAAUGACAGUCACGUAUACGAGUGCCUCUCGAGCUCGCCCGAGUGUGAUUCAAAUCUUGAACUACGACACGUAAAUGGCGAUAGAAGCGGAGGUGAAUUUCGCGUCGCUUGCAAGAGGAAAUCCGACAGUAGCGCGAUGGAGAGUAGCACAGAGAACAGGUUCCAUCAUCAGCCAUUUGUCCGAUCAACUUCGUUGCCGUAUUGCGGUAGCGAAACUGAGAGCGAGCUCUACGCACCGUACGCUUUUUACACCAGCGACGAGGGCACCGAGGAGGAUCAAGAUUGGAAGAAUAGAGACAAUGAGUCGAGGAUGAGCCGUUUGAAACAACGCAGAGGACGCACCAUCGUUCAUCGGAGUCUUGAAGAUAAUUAUGGCGCGGUAGUCGUAGCGAAUCACGAAGCACUUGCCCAAUUUCUCGAGCAGGAAAAUCAAAUCAUUCAAUUACCAUUAGGUCUACGUACACUGAAAAACACGAAUCCAAGUCUGAAGCAUUUCAAUAUUGACGUUCCAGCAUCAGUUUCUAUUGGUAGGAGAAUAUUUUGCCCGGCGACGUGGAACGAUCAGAACGUAACUUUAUGCAUAACAUUCGACUUGGCUAUACCGAUGCCGCAACGGGACUUUUAUUUAGCGCCCAUAACGGAAUUCGUGGACAGAAUGCCGAAGGAGAUUACCAACAAAGUUCGACCAUCCGGAAAUGAAGACGCGGAAGCAACGAUCUCGAUUUUUCCGCGUCUGCACGUGACUACCGUGCAAUCGUUUGGAGCGACGCCGAAGGAUGCAAAUAAUGAAGUUACGAAUAGAGAAUCAUUGUUCGUGCUUCUUCAACUGGUCAGUGCUCUUAAAAAUCUUCAGGCGCGUGGGAUUGAAGAUGCCAGUAAAUCCUUAAACGAUAUUGUACUCUGCAGAGAAGACAAGGAUGUUUACUAUCGACUGUAUCUUCUGCAAAGGAGGUUGAACAUAGAGCUGAGCGAUGAACUCGGCGAGGAAAGAGUCUCCUUGUGCGAAUGCGCCCUGAUAGCGCUGCAACAGUUGCACCUAACGAACGAGCUACCCCUCAUACAAGAUCUGUUGAUAUGCGAGAAAGCAGUCACUCUAUCACAGGUAAAGUCUAUAUUGGAAUUUUCACUUUGGGGCCCGGCCGACGUGCCUCUGGGUGGUCCUCGGGAGAGAGAAGUGGCCCUUCAAAGAUGGCUCGAUCUUGAGAGAGCUAACGUACUUCACGCUCUCGUCAAAACAAAGACAGCUCUAACCGUAAUAGAUGAAUAUCAAUUGUUGUUCUUAGUACGAACUACUGCCAAAAUUAUGAGCGAGGCAUCGAUGCUUCUAGACGAGCAGCGUGAUCGGUUAACGCGAAGAUGUUAAUAUAUUGUCUUGCAAGUUAUGUUCACAUGAACAUUUAACAUUUGUUAAAACAAAAUUUCUACUUGAUAAGCGCAAAAGAAAACAUUCAAAAUAA